CAAAAAAAAAAAAAAAUCAGUUGCAAUUAGCAAAUUCUCUUGGAGAACAAAGAUAUGAUCAUGUAAACAUGAUGGGCUACAAUUUCUACAGUUUCUGUGACACCCACUGUCCACCUACAGAUAAUGGUUAGAGUGUCAGAGUAGGUCUGCACAGAUCCAAGUUCAAAUUCUACCCUAACCUACCCACAGGGUUGUUGUGUAGUCAGAAUAGCUGGGUGUAGACAUUGUGAAUACUUCCCUGAAGUCCUGGAAGGAAAGUCCAGGUAAUUAGUUGAAGUACUUAAGGACUUUAGGCUGUACUCCACUUUCAACUUCAAGGGAAACAUUUAUAGGACUGCACUAUAAAAAAAACUCCUUGGAGUAGAUAGGUCCUUCCCAUAGUAGCUUCAGUUUGAUUAAGCUCUAAUAAGACAUGGUAGAAAAGGAAAAGGGGAGGGGGAGGGAAGAGGAAAAUCAACAUGUGUCAACAGUUCCGUAGCAUUAACAUAGUUGUUAUGCAGCAGAACUGGAGGAGACAGUUCUGGGAGAGGAGAAGUCCUGAAUAAACUUACAGAAAAACCCUCACAGAUGAGCCCUUGUAAUCUUCUUGCUUAUUUUUCCAGGAGUAUUGAUAUGCCUGGCAUGUAACAAGAUUUAUAGAAAGAAGUGUGGGUGGUGGAGAGAGAGACCUGUAAGGAUGAGAACAGAAGCCCCUUUCUUGCCGAUCGCCAUUUUCCCACUCCUACGUCUUCAAGUGAGGUUCUUCGGAUUUUGUGGGCAUGACCCAUAGGUCCCUCCUUUGUCACCUGGAAUAUUCGACCUGGUAUCUAGAAAUGCAAAAUGUCUGUGUGACCGGCGGCACAUUCUUCCCUUGCACCUCCUGGUGGUGCACCCAUGGAAAUGCAAGUCCUCCACACCUUGGCUAAGAACGACCUUAGUGAUCCUGAACUUUUUAGUUUAGCUGCAACUACUGCAAAUCUUUAUUUACAUAUGCUGGCUUGAGAGACUUGUUUAAGACUCAUUAUUAUUGUUGGGCUUUCCAGCUUUAAAGGGCUCCUUUUCCCCACUGUAUGUGGACGUUGCCUCCCAUUUCUCCAUGGCAGACAAAAUGGCUACCGAACCGAGGGUUGGGGGAGCCCUGAGUUACUCCUUCCAGAAUGUUGUGGAACAUCGGGCCACUUCCCCCAGGAAAGCAGGGGAGGAAGCUGCAGCCAGCCCUCUGGAAGUGGAAGCCGAAAAGAUGAUUCCUCGAGUCAUUCAGGUCGGCACCAUUGGGGAGUUUCUAGGCUGGCUGGCCCCGCAAGAGCUGGCUCAAAGGCCAGAGGAGGGGUUGGCCCAGUGCUGGGAAACCCAGUGGCAGGAGGUCUUGAAGGUGGUGCAGCCCCUGCCCUCUGGCUGGGGAAGCCAGCUGCAGUUGAAACCGUUGCCGUGGGACUCCUCCUGCGAGGCAGCUGUUGAUAGCAGCCAGUGGCCUAGUGGAGAAGGGGUUGCCCAGCUCCUGGUGGACCACAGUGAAGAUGUGCCACGAGCCUUCAGCAAUGCAGGCCUCACAGAGGGCAGGCCGGUGAAGGAGACGGUUGUGGGAGAGGCGGCCGUCAGCACUGAGGUGCAUCGCCAGCGCUUCAGGCAGUUCAGUUACCAGGAGGCCCGGGGCCCCCGAGAGGUCUGGAAGAGGCUUCAAGAAUUCUGCCAGUGGUGGCUCACACCGGAGAAGCGGACCAAGGAGCAGAUCCUGGAGCUGCUGAUCCUGGAGCAGUUCCUGGCCAUCCUGCCCCCGGAGAUGCAGAGCUGGGUGAAGGGCCGUCGCCCUCGGGUGUGUUCUCAGGCAGUGGCCCUGGCAGAAGAGUUCCUGCAGGGACAGCAGCGAGAGGUCAAGGUGCCGAGGCCACGCGAGGAUGUCGUGAUGGUCUCCUCUGAGGCAGAGUGGUCUCCGUCGGACUCUGGAUUGAGCAGGAACCUCAGCAGAGAAGCUCGGCUGGAGGGUCAUCAGGAUCACAGCUUGCCAGGGAAUGCCCAGUGCUUGGGUAUUUAUGCUGCCUCAGCUGGUGACAGUGAAAGACAAGUGAAGAGGAAUACGUCUGGCCGUUCUCAGCAAGCAGGUUCUGAACUGCCUGUACUGCUCGGGACGUUACUGGGACAAGCUGGUUCGCUUGAAAGCCGCUGCGAGCCGCUGCAGGAGCACCGGGUGGAGCCCACAGACAGGUGGGAUGAGGCCACCCUUUGCAGUGAAGGCGUAUACGAGACGGUGGUGCGCUUGGAGGAGCACGGCCAUUGGUGUCUCGAGUGCGGCGAAAGUUUCCAGGAUGCAUUGGAGCUGGUGCGACACCAGAAAACGGCUCAUACAGGCCGCAAGCGUCCCGAGUGCCCGGAAUGCGGGAAGACAUUCCGGGACCUCUCCCAUGUCCUCCGGCACCAGACGGUCCACACUGGAGAGAAACCGUACGCCUGCUCCGAGUGUGGGCAAGGCUUCACCCAGAAACCAGCCCUGAACCGGCAUCGGAGGAAGCACCUUGAAGACACAGGUUUGAUGGGUUUUGAAACAGCUGUUAAACCUCCAAAGAUACAUACCGGGGGCCGCAAGCGUCCGGAAUGCCUGGAAUGCGGGAAGAGCUUCCGGGAUGUUUCUCAAGUCCUGCGGCACCAGACAGUCCACACUGGAGAGAGGCCCUACAGCUGCAUGGAGUGUGGGCAAAGCUUCACUCAGAAACCAGCUCUAAACAGACACAAGAGGAAACAUCUGGAAGACCCCCACCAUCCAGGCAACGGAGAAGUACGUGGGCACCGAGAAAAUGGCAGCAUGGAGCUGCCAAGGUGGCGGCACAGGUCCCUGGAAACGUCACCGGAGAGCCUUUCAGGUGCCUUUGUGGCCAGGUGUGCUGCGGAAAACUGGCCAGUGCGGAAUCAGCAUGUUCAGCAUGAGGAGCCCUUGCUGAGCGUGGUCGGAGGACUCGGAGUCAUGAAGAAAAACCUGAGUCGUCGGGGGCAAAAGAAAUACUGGUGCUUCGUCUGCGUGAAAGGCUUUCGGGACAAGGCAGACUUGGUGAGGCAUCAGAGAAUCCACACAGGAGAAAAACCCUACAUGUGCCUGGACUGUGGGAAGCGAUUCAGCUACACCUCGAGUAUGUACAAGCACCAGCUCACCCACAGGGAACCCGCCAAUCUGCAGGCAAAAGAAUUUGCAGGGGAGCACUUGAUCCGAACGCUGAACUUACCUGAAGAAGAGGAUGGGGUGGGGCUGAGCAACGGCAUCCGUGUGAAGGCUGAGGGGCAGGACAGGAUGCCUCACCUGGGGCCGGUCCUUCUAAGAGUCGGACACCUUUCAGAGAGAUGAAGCAGAUGAAGCGUCCGCACAACACUUCAGAAGAGCCAUCCCAAUGGUCAUCUCCAGUUUAUUCACACUACUGGUGUGUACAUAUAUGUAAAGAUGUUUUCUUAGGAUUUGCCAUAAUUAUUAUAUUACUAUUAAUUAUUAUUAUUACAGUAGCACUGGACUUGGGAGACGUGUGUUGCACAUCUUAUGUCAUUACUCCGUUUAAAUAAAAGGCUAAACCGA
This is a messenger RNA of Varanus komodoensis (Komodo dragon), 3532 nucleotides long. RefSeq names its product zinc finger protein 397-like. The record is from RefSeq and is a predicted model, not a curated record. The coding region runs from base 1076 to 3310 and encodes 744 amino acids. Gene Ontology annotation, biological process: regulation of transcription by RNA polymerase II. Lineage: Eukaryota; Metazoa; Chordata; Lepidosauria; Squamata; Varanidae. Gene Ontology annotation, molecular function: DNA-binding transcription factor activity, RNA polymerase II-specific; RNA polymerase II cis-regulatory region sequence-specific DNA binding. The transcript is spliced from 6 exons.